AAGGAACAAGUAGACUAUUAUAAUAAGAAUGGAUUUUUGGUAAUUCCAAAACUUGUGUCUGAAGAGAAAUUGGAUAAAUAUAGGAAGUGUUUUGAAGGGAUCUGCAAAGGAGAUAUUGAAAGACCAUUUGGUUUGACUGUUAUGCGGGAUGUGGCAAUAGCUAAAUCAGAAUUCAUGCCAGGCCAGCAAGCUAUCACAAAGCUGCAGCAUUUUCAGGAUGUGCCAGAUUUGAUGGAUUAUUGUAGUCUGCCAGAGGUACUCCAGUACGUUGAAGCAUUUACAGGUCCUAAUAUUAUGGCUAUGCAUACAAUGUUAAUCAACAAGCCACCAGAUCCAGGCACUAAAAGUUCCCGUCAUCCAAUGCAUCAGGAUCUUUACUAUUUCCCAUUCCGUCCAGCUGACAGAAUUGUGGCUUCAUGGACAGCAAUGGAAAAAGUUCAUCGUCAAAACGGUUGUCUUGUUGUACUGCCCGGAACACAUACAGGAGAAUUGCUGGAACAUGACUACCCCAAAUGGGAGGGUGGUGUAAAUAAAAUGUACCAUGGCAUAUUAGACUACUCGCCUGACCAACCACGUGUUCAUCUGGAAAUGGAAGCAGGAGACACUGUGUUCUUUCACCCUUUGCUCAUUCACGGAUCUGGAGUCAACCGCACAAAUGGAUUCAGAAAGUCUAUAUCGUGCCACUACGCUAGCGCUGAUUGUAUAUACACUGAUGUCAGUGGCACUGUACAGGACAGAGUUGCUAAGGAAAUCUUGUCAGUGGCUGAGGAUAAAGCUAAGAAGAUGGGUAUAGAUUCCCCUAAAUUUGAGUAUGAAGAUGUAUGGAAAAUGAAAUCCCGUCUUGUGCAGGGAAUUGCCGGCAAUCUACAAUGA
Messenger RNA from Saccoglossus kowalevskii, 873 nucleotides. RefSeq names its product phytanoyl-CoA dioxygenase, peroxisomal-like. NCBI's taxonomy places the organism in Eukaryota, Metazoa, Hemichordata, Enteropneusta, Harrimaniidae. Gene Ontology annotation, biological process: fatty acid alpha-oxidation. Gene Ontology annotation, molecular function: phytanoyl-CoA dioxygenase activity. The record is from RefSeq and is a predicted model, not a curated record.